Messenger RNA from Lineus longissimus, 933 nucleotides. RefSeq names its product testis-specific serine/threonine-protein kinase 1-like. Gene Ontology annotation, molecular function: protein serine/threonine kinase activity; ATP binding. Gene Ontology annotation, biological process: intracellular signal transduction; protein phosphorylation. The transcript is spliced from 5 exons. NCBI's taxonomy places the organism in Eukaryota, Metazoa, Nemertea, Pilidiophora, Heteronemertea, Lineidae. The coding region runs from base 1 to 933 and encodes 310 amino acids. Gene Ontology annotation, cellular component: cytoplasm. The record is from RefSeq and is a predicted model, not a curated record.
AUGGCAGAUGGUGGGACCAUCCACGGCGGCGCCAAACCAGGCACAAGCAACGGGAAGAUGCCCGAUGCCUCAAAAAAGACCGCCGGAGCCGUUUCUCCUGGCAGUUUCUUGGGCACGUUUGGCUACAAACUCGGCCGAACUGUUGGAGAGGGGUCUUACGCCAAAGUAAAGGUGGCAGAGGUUAUGGCAGCCGACGGUGGCCACGUAGCAGUCAAAAUAAUCAACAGACGGAAAGCACCAAAAGACUUCAUCCAGAAGUUCCUACCCCGUGAACUGUAUGUGGUCAAUCUUCUUCACCAUCCUAACAUUGUCCAGGUCUUCAACAUCCUCGACCAUUCAGACAUUGUCUUCAUUGUCAUGGAAUAUGCUCACUCUGGUGAUCUUUUGGAUUAUAUCAAGAGCCACGGCGCCCUCCCAGAGUCACAAGCGAGACGGAUGUUCCUUGAGCUCUGCAGCGCAAUCAGAUACUGUCACCAACUAAAUAUUGUCCAUCGAGACCUCAAGUGUGAAAACCUCCUUCUUGACAAGACCCUCCACAUCAAGGUAUCCGAUUUUGGCUUUUCAAGGCAAUGUGUAGAUGCGACAGGUAAACGAAUCCUCAGCAAGACAUUUUGCGGUAGCGCCGCCUAUGCAGCACCGGAGGUAUUACAGGGUACUCCCUACAACCCAAAGAUGUACGACGUCUGGAGCAUGGGUUGUAUACUUUACAUCAUGGUUUGUGGCUCGAUGCCCUACGACGACACGAACGUCAAGAAGAUGCUGAAGACCCAGCUGGAGCACAAGGUUGGCUUUCCCUCGCGAGUCAUCGACAAACUCUCGAUGGAGGUCAAGCUGCUCCUCCACCAUAUCUUGGAGGUGGACAUCACGAGGCGGGCCACGCUGGACCAGGUCCUCCGGGAUACAUGGAGCCAAAAGAAAGAACUCCAGAAAUGA